Messenger RNA from Gaeumannomyces tritici R3-111a-1, 153 nucleotides. RefSeq lists its product as hypothetical. The record is from RefSeq and is a predicted model, not a curated record. Bases 1 to 153 code for a protein of 50 amino acids. The transcript has a single exon. Lineage: Eukaryota; Fungi; Ascomycota; Sordariomycetes; Magnaporthales; Magnaporthaceae.
AUGCCGAGCACCGAGGUUCGCAGGCUGCGCUGCAUCGCGCCACCCAGGGAGCCAAGCCCGACGGAGAAAAUGCGCAUUUCCGCUCCCUACAACGACAAGACCAACAUGCAUUCUAGAGUCGCGGUAUCGCCCACCUGCAACCACGGUACUUGA